UUUGUUUUCUUCAACAUUAUAAUUCAACAAAAAAACAUGUCUUCCCAUACCUUAAAAGUUGUUCUCUCAUUCAUCAUUUACACAUUUACCCUUGUGACCAUAACAAGGGCCGGCGACCCGGACAUACUAACCGACUUCAUAAGCCCAAUAACCGGCCCAAUCGAUGCAAACUUCUUCACUUACACGGGCUUUCGCGUGCUCGUCGGACCACAAAACCCAAGCCCGCCACCUUUCAAAGUACUAAAAGCAACCAUGAUAGAAUUUCCAUCAUUGAAUGGACAAAGUGUGUCCUAUGCUUCUCUUCAAUUCCAACCUAAAAGCAUUAAUCCACCACACAUUCACCCACGUUCAGCUGAACUACUCUUUCUUGUUCAAGGCUCACUUCAAGUUGGAUUCGUCGACACAACGAAUAAACUCUUCACACAAACUCUUUCAACCGGCGAUUUGUUUGUGUUUCCAAAGGGUCUCGUUCAUUUUCAAUAUAAUGCUGAUGAUAAGGCUGCUGCUGUUGCUAUAUCAGCCUUUGGCAGUGCUAAUGCUGGCACUAUUUCACUUCCUAAUACGUUGUUUAAUACUUCUAUUAGUGAUAAUGUCUUGGCUUUGGCUUUUAAGACUGAUGUUUCCACCAUUCAAAACUUGAAGAAAGGGUUUUCUACCUAGUCAGAAAGGCCUUGUGAUGGGUAAUAGAUUUGUGUUUAUCUUAUGUUGAUUUUUAUGUUUUUGUUUUAUUGUUGAAUGAGUGCUUUUAUGUGUAAGUCUGAGAUGGACAUUGUUUGAUUGUGUUUUCUGUAUUAAUAAU
This is a messenger RNA of Lathyrus oleraceus (garden pea), 799 nucleotides long. Its product is annotated as germin-like protein 9-3. The transcript has a single exon. The coding region runs from base 37 to 660 and encodes 207 amino acids. The record is from RefSeq and is a predicted model, not a curated record. Lineage: Eukaryota; Viridiplantae; Streptophyta; Magnoliopsida; Fabales; Fabaceae. Gene Ontology annotation, molecular function: manganese ion binding.